AUGUGGCUGUCGACAGGUAUCGCGACUAUUGGCUUGGCGUUUUACAGCCCAUCUAAGAAAGGAAACGCCUCAUCCGACGCCUCGCUGAAAUCCUAUUUCUGGCAAGACAGGUACGAAACCCUUAUUCUGAAUUUCCGAAGAAAACGGGGACCAGGUACAUACCAGACAAGUUCUUUCCCCUCUGACAACCAAAAAUGUGACCCUGCGUCAAUCACCACUUCCCAAAAGGGCUUGCUGUGCGAAAACGCCAAGACCCGGGCCGUUGAUGUGGUGGCUGAUACCGGACUGACAACAUACGCCGAGUACGGUUUCUCGCCGAAUAUCCAAACGGACUUCCAAGAUCUACACUACGUGGGGGCCGGGCAGACCCGCACAAUCACUCGACCCACCCGGGCCGCUCCCGAGGACCCACUCACGAGUUUUAUGGGACCCUCGAAUCCGGGAUCCGGAAAGCCGCCGGGUGCCAUGAGCAAUAGGACCUCAUAG
This is a messenger RNA of Neurospora hispaniola, 486 nucleotides long. RefSeq lists its product as uncharacterized. The record is from RefSeq and is a predicted model, not a curated record. NCBI's taxonomy places the organism in Eukaryota, Fungi, Ascomycota, Sordariomycetes, Sordariales, Sordariaceae. Bases 1 to 486 code for a protein of 161 amino acids. The transcript has 5 exons.